This is a messenger RNA of Photinus pyralis (common eastern firefly), 2495 nucleotides long. It is a transcript of the gene Pdp1, whose product is annotated as hepatic leukemia factor. Gene Ontology annotation, cellular component: nucleus. The coding region runs from base 326 to 1108 and encodes 260 amino acids. Gene Ontology annotation, molecular function: DNA-binding transcription factor activity, RNA polymerase II-specific; RNA polymerase II cis-regulatory region sequence-specific DNA binding. The transcript has 5 exons. The record is from RefSeq and is a predicted model, not a curated record. Lineage: Eukaryota; Metazoa; Arthropoda; Insecta; Coleoptera; Lampyridae. Gene Ontology annotation, biological process: regulation of transcription by RNA polymerase II.
UAUGUUUCGGCUCGAAUUUCCAACAAUAAGCGAGCUAAUUGUUACUAUCAUGUGUAAUUUUCUCAAUGCGAUAUCAUGUCUGUUAUCAACCUUGGACUACUGCUACGGCGGCGUUAAGUUUUGGCCGCGAGAGAGAGCACUAAAGUCGCUACCAGACUAUUUUGGUAUGAAUUGAUUGCGAGUUCCGCGGUCGAACCUCGUGUUAUUUAUGCAACUUUAAACUGCCGUGGUGCGUUUUCCGUGUGUUUUAGAAAUUUCGCGUGUUUUAAAAAAAUCCGCCAAAAUUCCGCGCUCAACUUAUUAUUUUAGUGAUAGUGAUAGUGAGAUGAGUUAUAAGGACCGUGGCUCUCCGAUAUUAUUGGAGAGCGGAUUAAAAUCAUUUUUGGGACAUCCCGGACACAAUUACCCUUUACUCAAUGGAAAUAGUAAACCAGCACAUCCCCACGGACAUGGACAUUCGGCGAUUAAGGACUUAGCAGGAGGAAUAUUAAGCAACGAUGACAAAAGUAAAGAUGACGGUGAACUAUGGAAUAACGUCGACGCUCAAACCGCUUUCCUCGGGCCUAAUUUAUGGGAUAAGACUUACGAAUCGGACCUUAAGUAUGUGGACCUGGACGAGUUUUUGUCGGAGAACGGCGUUUCGAUGGACGGUCUUGGAUCACACACUCCGAAUGGUUCGAUAUCGAACUCGCACGGAGUAGCCAAAAGGGAACGUUCGCCGAGCCCAAGCGACUGCAUGAGUCCAGAUACCAUGAAUCCACCAUCACCCGCAGACUCAACGUUAUCGAUGGCUUCAAGUUGUCGAGAUUUCGACCCACGGACUAGAGUAUUUUCAGACGAAGACCUCAAACCACAACCUUUAAUCAAAAAAUCCAGAAAACAGUUCGUGCCGGACGAUCUUAAAGACGAUAAGUAUUGGGCGAGAAGAAGAAAGAACAAUUUAGCUGCCAAACGAUCUCGUGAUGCCCGCCGCAUGAAGGAAAACCAAAUUGCCCUUAGAGCUGGAUAUCUAGAGAAGGAGAACCUUACCUUAAGAAGUGAACUAGAACGACUGAAAAAAGAAAACGUAAUGCUUAAGAACAAACUAGCGAAAUAUGAAGAUGUUUAAUCAUUCAAUGAACGUUAGUCUUAUACGUAUCACUCAUUAGUAUCGUUACCGCUUUACUCAUUUAACACAAAAUUAGUCUAAUUUCACAUUGCGGAUAAAAGCUACCAAAACAUCUGUAUAUAAACAUACACUCACUGUAGUCAUCACGUAGAAUAAGAUGUAAGAGUAGAGCAUCCAUAAAAGUAUGUACCAUUAUGUAAAGUUGGUAAAAGGAAUGGGACAAUUUCAAUUUUGCUUAAUUUUCUUUAAGAAUGAUUGUUUUACGAUCAUUAGUUUAAAAUAUAUUCACAAUAUUUGUGAUCUUUUCUAUAUGUAAAUAAUUUUUAAAUGUUCACGCAUUUAUACUAAAUUAGUGAUUCAAUUAAAUUGCGUUAAAUAGAAUUUAUCCCAUCUCUUUCUCGCCACGCUGUAGUGUUUGCAAAAUCGAAAAAAAUAGCCCCAGCUUGGCAGCUGUGCUCUGUUACUAAUUGUUGAUUGUUUUUAUGUUUAUAUAGUCUAUUUUUGGUUGAAAGCUAGUUAUAUUGGUAAUUUACAGUUAAGAAAAUCAAGUAGAUUUAAGUGUAGGAGUGCUCACAUGUUCAGGGUUAGUGUUUGAUUCGAUGCAGUUGGUUAAAAAACAAGAAAUAAGAGAGAAACUGUAGUCAUGUUAAAACUGUUAAAAGUAGUCGGCUUUUUUUUAAAGCUUUAUCAGUGAACUGUUAGAGUUACAAAGAAAUGUUAAGUAGUAGUUAUGAUUUUCCUAGGGAUCAUUUUGAGUGUUCUUGUUAGAUUGGGGCAACUGGCAAUUCGUUAUGUGUAUUACAUUAUAAGUGUCACAACCUACAAUAUUAUUUGUUCCGAUCGAAGAUUGGAACGCUAUUUUUAAGUUUAUCAUUAAUGGGAUGCCCCCAAUUGACGGGCUAUAACCAUAAUUGUUAUAUACGGUUUUGAUCAGAUAUAUACUUUUGUAUCUAACAUUUAAGCCUUAGAGGCAUGCCUUACUUGAUAUUGAAAAAUUUUUAUAUACCUAACCUAAAUACCAACUUUUAUAUGCAUUUUUUGAAUUUUUUAUUAUAUGACAAUUAUGAGAAUGUGAUUGAUCUACCACUUAAUCUUAUUCAAAAUGUUGAUAUUGAUAUACUAUAUUUGUCUAAAAAGUUGAAAUUCUAUUAAUGAUUGUGAUUUAAAAAUUAGCCACUGAACCUGCCUCAUUGUUGUGACAUUUACAAAACUUUAAAUGUGGUAGGUACAGUUUCAAGAUGAUUGUGUGAAAUUUGUACCUACUUAUAUCGUCUUUGUUAAAAUGCUAUCGGCUUAUGAACCGAAAGCGACUUUUUUUGUUCUAGGAUAGAUGAAAAAACCUGUAAUUGCUGUUGUGAGCAUUAAAUUAUAAAAAAUUUUGUGCUUU